Molecule: messenger RNA, 3556 nt
Organism: Ostrea edulis (European flat oyster)
Lineage: Eukaryota; Metazoa; Mollusca; Bivalvia; Ostreida; Ostreidae
Product: GATOR complex protein WDR24-like
Exons: 21
Coding region: 282-2561 (759 amino acids)
Biological process (GO): positive regulation of TOR signaling
Molecular function (GO): protein binding
Source: RefSeq, a predicted model, not a curated record
UAUCGCAAAAGUGAAAGUAGAAAUUACUUUCGAACUGUAAUCAGAAAACAGUUCGACAGUGAAACAGUCAUAAUUCAUAGUCCUCUAACUCUAAGGAAUAGAGCACAAUGGACCUCAGAUGUGAAAGAGAAUGACCUUAAGUAGGAAGGGAUGAAUGUGAUGCACAAUGUGUCUCGUGUGGUUCAUGACAAAGUAUAGAAUCCUAUAGAUGAGGAUAAUUAAGAUGGUACAUUUGUAUGAAGAGGAUGUGUACCGCGUAAUAUCUUUAAUUUCUGGAUAAAAUGAGCCUGUUUUCUCCAAACCCAUUGCAAACAAUUCGUGUGAACUGUGAGGGAGCCAUUAAUGCUCUUGACACAAGCAAGGAUAACUCUCAAGUUGUGGUAGCUGGUAGAAAUGUAUUCAAGAUCUAUAACAUUGAAGAAGAAAAGUUUGAAGAAAAGUUGAACCUCAGAGUGGGAAAAAAUCUCAAUUUGAAUUACAGCUCUACAGAUGUAGCAUGGAAUCACAUAGAAGAUCACUACCUAGCAUCUGCAGCCACCAAUGGAUCUGUGGUACUUUGGGAUUUAAAUCGGCACUCCCACUCAAAACAAGAGUUUGUCUUUUCUGGUCAGCACACUAGAACAGUCAAUCGCGUGCGUUUCCAUGAGAAUGAUGCUCAUCUGUUGCUCAGUGGAUCUCAAGAUGGAAGCAUGCAUAUAUUUGAUCUUCGCAAACAUGCCUCUAGCACAGUAUUUAAAUCAGGGAACAGUAUCAGGGAUGUGCAGUGGUGUCCUCCACGUUUCAAUGACUUCUUCUUUGCAGCGGCUGAUGAGAGUGGCAAUGUGCACAUGUGGGAUAUGCGGCGUCCGGAUCGCCCAGAGAAACAAAUUACUGCAGCCCACAAUGGCCCCGUCUUCACUGUAGACUGGCACCCAGAAGAGAGGCACCUGUUUGCCACUGGUGGCCGAGAUAAAACAAUUAAAAUCUGGGACUUUCCUAAAAACCAGGUUGUGCAUCAGAUCCACACUUUGGCAUCUGUUGCUAGGAUACGGUGGCGCCCCCAGCGACGCCACUUUAUUGCCAGUUGUUCAUUUGUGGUGGAUUUUUCCGUCAGCGUGUGGGACAUCAACAGACCCUAUGUACCAUUUGCUUCUUUUGACAGACACACAGAUGUAGCUACUGGUAUUAUAUGGAGAAGAGAUGACCCCCAUGUUAUCUACAGCAGUAGCAGGGAUUUUUACUUGUAUCAGCAUGUGUUUAAGGAUGCCAAAAGACCAGCUGAUGAACUGGUCCCCGCAGGCUUAGACAUGAGUAUCCAUGGAGAUAUAUCUUAUGCUACUCUAGAAAAACCAGAUCUAACUGUGAAGUCAGGAAGAUUUUUCACCACCACCAGGAAAGAUGUGUCAAAAACAGAGGAGUUUCUUGCCUACAAAAAUAGUUUAAUGUUCACGAUAGCCAACGCUGAUAAAUGUUUAUCGAUGGACUACUUUGUGGACUGUGCCAGGAACUACCAGCUGUGUGGGGCCCCCCUGCAGGAGAUGUGUAAACAUAAUUCGGAACUGGCAGAAAGAUACAACAAUAUACAGGUAGCUCAGAGUUGGAGUAUGUUAAAAGUCAUGUUUGCGUCAUCUUCAGAACCGAAACAGCUAGUUGGAGCGUCCACCACUGCCAGAAGGGAGGCCCCACAAGAAACAUCAGUGACAGCUAUUCCCACGAAUGAAAUCAGUAAUGAGGAUACAGACGAGUCGUCACACACAUCAGAUGAAGAGGAUUAUAAGAAAGAAAAUUUGACAAAUAUUGCCCGAGGACAGAUAAUUCCCGAGGGCUGGGACAUUCUGUUUGCUGAGGGGGAUCAAGACAUACCGUACAAUAACAUAGAUGGACUACAGGAGUGGACCUUGCAACAUGAAGCAUUCCAACCUCGACACGAAAUUAAGGAUCACGGUAAUCCACUGGAUUCCAUACAGAAUGGCCACGACUCACCUACAAUCAGUGCCAAUGAGAGCGAGAACAACACUUUAAGUAUCCCACACCCAAACAACAGCUCCAAGGAGGAGGAGGUUUUGGGGCUGUUCAGAAAUACCCUGGAACUGCCCGAGUUCAGGUUUGCCGAUUAUGUGUCCAGGAUGUUGUCUCAUUAUGCAGAACAGGGUGAUGUGCAGACAUCAGUUUGUAUAUUGAUUGUGCUUGGACCAAAAUACAGACCUCAGAUAGAACCAGAAAUUCAGGAAAAUUGGUUUUUAUCUUAUUUAGAUCUGCUGGCCAGAUUUCAGCUGUGGACAACUGCUAAUAAGAUCAUCAAGCUUAGUCAUCUUCCCCAAGUCAACAUGCUGAACCAACAAUCCACUCGCAUCCAUGUGAACUGCCAUCGUUGUAACCGUCCCCUACAAAGGGUGGGCUGGUUGUGCGAUCGCUGUAAACUAGUUGUCAACAACUGCUCCCUCUGCCAUCUACCUGUGAAAGGACUGUUCAUCUGGUGUCAAGGUUGUUCACACGGAGGUCAUCUAAGUCAUAUGAAAGAAUGGUUCAAUCUCAAUAAACAGUGCCCCACUGGAUGUGGCCACUUGUGCGAGUUUACGUGAUUUGCAUAAAAAUGGGUCACUUUUACCUUGUGUGUUAGUUGAUUUGAUGUUGAGUGUAUUUGAGUAUAAAUGAGUUUUAUAUAUGCAAGAGCAAUUGUACCAUAUAUUUUCAUUUUUUAAAGACUUGAGAUUUGUCCACAUGAAAUCAACACUUUUGCAUGACAUUUACAGAAAAAACAACUGCAAAUCAUUCUGUGCAUGUUAAAAUACCCAAGUAAAGAUUCUAUUGUGCUAUUGUGUGUGAGUAAAAUCUUUAGGGCAUACUUUGCUAAAAUGCCCAAGUAAAGAUUCUGUUGUGCUAUUGUGUGUGAGUAAAAUCUUUAGGGCUUAAUUUGUUAAAAUGCCCAAGUAAAUAUUCUAUUGUGCUUUUGUGUGUGAGUAAAAUCUUUAGGGCAUAAUUUGUUAGGUUAAAUUGUAAGUGUACUGUGGGAUCAUCGGGGUGGGGGUGUUUGUGGAUAACCACAACCCUAAACCUAUUUCACUCGUCAAUUAGCACUCGCAGGAAAAAUUGUUAAAGAAAGCUAACACAAGGAAAGUGCUUUACAUGGUGUUUGAAUGUUUGAUUAUAAUUGUGACUGUGCAAUCAUUAUGUCUCACAUGUAUUUACCUGGUAUACACAUUAUAAUGCUAAUUGCAUUAAUUAUUUUUCUAAAAUAAAGAAGACCAUUAUUGUACAAAAUCAAUAAUGUCUCUAGAUACCGUAGUGGGAUUCGGAUCAAAUUUUUUUAGCAUAACUCAGAAUUGUGUACCAUAUCAAUGUCUUGUGAUGAUGUCAAUUUAUGGGUAAAGGUGACCACAAAAUCCACAAACUUUCAUCCCCCAUGAUGAUUCUGCAGUAUGCCAGUGUUCAUUUGUAAUUCAUUUGUUUUGGACAAAGUCAUUGCAACUUAACUGACCUGUGAAGGGUGUAAUAUUUAUACUCAUUGUGUACUGAUUAAGGUACAAUAAUUCAUAACUACAAUAUGUAUUUCCACGAUUAAAAAGUGUUAACAAUU